Candidula unifasciata is the source of this 2804-nucleotide messenger RNA. NCBI's taxonomy places the organism in Eukaryota, Metazoa, Mollusca, Gastropoda, Stylommatophora, Geomitridae. The record is from the annotation of a GenBank genome assembly.
AGGGCAGCGUCCGGCAAGUCGUGAUGGAUGAAAAUUUCUUCACCGGAUACAGGCAGACAUGUUUGAACAAGACAGAUACAUUGCUCAAAGUGUUGAUACCUUAUACCAAGCCUCAUGAGUUCUUCUUUGGCUACAAACAAGCCAACCGUAAAGAGGAUGAUAUUGCUAUAGUGAAUGCUGGCAUGCGAGUGGAUCUGGGGGACAGAGGGAGCCAUGUUGAAGACAUUAGUUUGGCAUUUGGGGGCAUGUCCGAUACAACUGUGCUGGCAACCAAGACCAUGAAGGCUCUCACUGGAAGGCCAUGGAAUGACUGCCUGCUACAGGAUGCCUGCUCCCAGGACAUGCUGCCUGCAGACCUGCCUCUAGCUCCUGGAUCACCUGGUGGCAUGGUUGCCUACAGGAGAACUUUGACCCUCAGCUUCUUCUACCGGUUUUAUACUGCCGUGACUAGACAGCUGCAGCAGGUUGAUUCAGAUGAGGCAGACAACAGUGCAAUAAAUGAAAUCACUCAGAGCCUGAAAGGUGGUUGCCAGGUGUUCCACCAGCCCACAGAUCUGCAGCCAUCAAGUGAUCUGGUAGGAAGACCUGUACCGCACAGCUCAGCAUACAAACAAGCUACAGGAGAGGCUGCUUAUGUGGAUGAUAUCCCUGUCUCUGAUGGAGAACUAUUUGCUGGAUUUGUGAUGAGCACUCAAUCACACGCAAACAUCCUGCAGGUUGAUCCAUCCUUGGCUCUUGCCAUGCCCGGAGUUGAGGACUUUGUUACAGCCAAGGAUGUGCCAGGAUGUAAUAACUGGAAUGAUUUUCAAGAUUUGGUCUUUGCUUGUGACAAGACUCUACAUGAAGGUCAAAUUAUAGGCAUGGUGUUGGCUGAUAAUCUGGCAACUGCCAGACAAGCUGCCAGUCAGGUCAGAGUGGAGUACGAGGAGCUGAAACCCAUCAUUACAAUCCAGGAAGCCAUACAAUCCAACUCCUACUUUGACAGCCCUCCACGAGUCAUCCAGUGUGGAGACAUUGACAAGGGCCUGUCUGUAGCUGAACAUGUCCUGGAAGGAGAGUUUCACCUGGAGGCACAGGAACACUUUUACCUGGAGCCACACGCCUGCAUUGUGUACCCACGGGAUGUUGAUGAGUAUCAUGUGAUCAGUAUGACUCAUAUGUUGGAUAUCCUUCAGGUAGGAGUGUCCAAAGUGUUGGGUGUGCCGGAACACAAUAUAAAUGUUUCUGUGAGGAGAAUUGGUGGUUCGUUUGGUGGGAAGCAGGCCAGACAUAGCAGUAUUGUGCAUCCAGCAGCAGUUGGAGCAUACAAAACUCAGAGACCUGUACGUGCUGUCCUGGACAGAGACGAGGAUAUGAAACUAACUGGCACCAGACAUCCCAUUUUAGCCAAGUAUAAGGUUGGGUUUACUGCAGAAGGCCAGCUGCUGGCUCUCAGACUGACGGUGUACUUCAACUGUGGCAUGUCCAUGGAUACUUCUCCUGGAGUCGCUGAGAGAUGUCUUCUGGCAAUUGGCAACUCGUACAAGAUCCCACACAUGUUCAUUACAGCCAAACUAUGCCGAACCAACAUCGCUUCUUGUACGGCCUUCAGGGGCUAUGGGGCUCCCCAGGGUGUGGCCACUGUGGAGUAUAUCAUACAGCAUGUUGCAGAAUCCCUGAACCAGCCUCCAGAAAAGAUCAGAGAAAGCAAUUUCUACCAUCAAGGAGACAUAACUGCCUAUGGGCAAGUAAUCCAGCAGAGUAACCUGGUACAGUGUUGGGAGGAGUGCCUGCGACAGAGCAACUAUUACACCCGGCAGAGGAGUGUGCAGGAUUUUAACAGGUCGAGUCGAUGGAAGAAACGAGGAUUGAGUGUCACACCACUGACUUAUGGAGUCGGUUAUCCAGUGCGUGUCAUGAACCAGGGCACUGCUAUGGUGAACAUCUACAGGGAUGGUUCGGUCCUGCUGGUGACAGGGGGAGUGGAAAUGGGUCAAGGACUUCACAUCAAAAUCAUACAGAUUGCUACACGAGUGUUGGAUGCCCCUGAGAAUUAUAUUCGUGUGGCGGAGACUUCAACAUACAACAUUCCCAACCACCCUCCAACAGCUGGGUCUAUGGGCUCGGAUUUAAUCGGCAUGGCUGUGAUGAAAGCAUGCGAGGAACUAAAGAGUCGACUAUCACCAUACAGGGAAGACAAUCCCAAAAAGGAAUGGAAAGAUGUGGUAUGUUUGGUGGACACACCCGGCAUGGACUGGAGCAAAAGCGUCAACUCUCCAUUCCCUUACUUCUCCUUUGGGGCAGCCUGCUGUGAGGUGGAGAUAGAUUGUCUCACUGGGGACCAUCAGGUGUUGAGGACAGACAUUGUCAUAGAUGUUGGUCACAGUCUCAAUCCAGCCAUUGACAUCGGGCAGAUAGAGGGAGCUUUUGUUCAGGGCUACGGGAUGUUGGUGCUGGAGCAGUACAAGGUGACAGGUCAAGGGAAACUCCUCACCUCUGGACCUGGCAACUACAAGAUCCCAGCCUUCGCCAACAUCCCCCACGUGUUUAAUGUGACCCUCCUGAAGAAUCCGGGCAACCCCAAGGCAGUCUACUCCUCCAAGGGUAUCGGAGAACCUCCGCAAUGUCUAGCAACUUCUGCUUUCCUGGCAAUUAAGUCUGCCAUCGCUGCAGCUCGAUCGGAUGCUGGAUAUUCUGGCUACUUCCAGCUGGACUCGCCAGCCACCCCAGACCGGAUUAGGAUGUCAUGUGUGGAUCAGUUCUCAGACAAGUUUCUGGUCGAUGAUGAGAAAGACAAUGAGAAUCCCUGGUAUGUCAAGCUGUAA